CCCGGCACCGAUCAGUUCGUUCACGCGUGUGCACGUGCGGUCGAUGGGAAUUAAUCGCUUCUCAUGCUCCGCGCGCACGACGCACCGCGCUUCAUCGGUUUUUCCCAGAGCGACGCGAUUUCCGAGCCGAUACCUCUCGCUUCCUCGUAAAUAAGAUCCGGCGCGACGGGGGAGAGGAUGUACAAUUUCGCCGGAUGAAUACUGAAACGGCGUUGUACGUCGCACCUCGGCGAUCGGCGUCGCGCUCCUCAUGAUGAGAAUACCAGUCACCAGCGACCGUGAUAGCACAAAGAGAGGAAAAGCGAAGCACUGGUCCACCGGAAGGACGACGGUCGGCAUGAGAGCCACUGAUAAGCAGAAGGGCGCGUGCCAAGGGUUCGCAUCUGCCGUAGUUGGUUUUACAGCCCCAUGUCCCUCUCUGGCAAGGGAAGGCCGCCACCAUCGUCAGCAUCGCCGUCUCACGUAUGCCAGUCUCCGGUUACAAAAAAAAGGGAACGAAGAAACGAAAGAGGGAGGAACGUUUCCGCAGGAAGCUCCGCCAGGAUCCCUCUUUCGCCCCUCGUCGAACGCCCUUUCUCGUGAACGCGCGGACGAGCCGCAGCGGCGGAUAAUCGUAUGUGCGAGUCGUAUGCAAUUAUUGCGCUCGAAGGAUCAGAGCGAGCGGAGGAUAGCUUUUUUACCUCGCAUCGCGAUCACUGUGAUUUCGCAUUGCCAACAAUUUACCCUCGCGCGUCCGAGAACAGUACCGCGUCCGUGCACCUCGAUGAGUAUCCUCGACGAGAAUUAUGCGAGUCGCGGCUAAGUGAACGCCGCGAUUACUUAUUAGCCGCACGUAACUAAGUCGGGCACAAAAACGCGAAUUGAUCCUUGGCGAGCGUCGCAAAAACUGAAUGAGCGGCAAAUGAGAUAUCAGCGGCAAAUGAGACGUCGAAUGGAAAGAUACGCGAUGAGUUAUUUAGAUAAAUAAUAAUUCAUAUUUAGAUGGAAAGCUAUAAUUUAAAGCUAUUCCUCUAUCUUGAAGAUUAAUAAAUUAAAUUAAAAAUCGCGCCCGAUAUUCUCAAUUUCGACUUCACAUUACUAGCUUGUGCCAGCGAGGGAAAAUUUUUGAAAUUUCCCUAUAAGCGCUACAAUAUUUUUAGAAUA
Molecule: messenger RNA, 1143 nt
Organism: Solenopsis invicta (red fire ant)
Lineage: Eukaryota; Metazoa; Arthropoda; Insecta; Hymenoptera; Formicidae
Exons: 2
Coding region: 251-802 (183 amino acids)
Source: RefSeq, a predicted model, not a curated record